UGGGGUGGGGGGCGGGCCGGAGGGAGGGCUGACCGGCGUGUCCUGCGUCUGUCCCUCAGGCUGGGAGCCCGUGCAGCCGCGCCCCGGCCGCGGGCGAUGAUCACCUAAAAGGCUGGCGCGGCGGGCGGCGGAGCAGAGAUGGAGCGCGAGGCGGCGGCGGCCCCGGAGCCCGGGCCCCGCGGGCGGCGGCGGCGGCGGCGGAGGCGGCGGGAGGGCCGCACGCGCACGGUGCGCUCCAACCUGCAGCCGCCGCCCGGCGCGGAGGAGCCCCGGGCGGGCGCGGGCAAGGGCGCGCUGCGGCGGCGCUGCGGAUGCCCCCCGUACGUGGCCGACAACCGGCUCAAGACCACCAAGUACACGCUGCUGUCCUUCCUGCCCAAGAACUUGUUCGAGCAGUUCCACCGCCUGGCCAACGUGUACUUCGUCUUCAUCGCGCUGCUCAACUUCGUGCCGGCGGUGAACGCCUUCCAGCCCGGCCUGGCGCUGGCGCCCGUGCUCUUCAUCCUGGCGGUCACGGCCUUCAAGGACCUGUGGGAGGACUACAGCCGCCACCGCUCGGACCACGAGAUCAACCACCUGGGCUGCCUGGUCUUCAGCAGGGAAGAGAAGCAGUAUGUGAACCGAUUCUGGAAGGAGAUCCAUGUGGGAGACUUUGUACGUCUGCAUUGUAACGAGAUCAUCCCCGCGGACAUUCUGCUGCUCUCCUCCAGUGACCCCGACGGGCUGUGCCACAUCGAGACGGCCAACCUGGAUGGGGAGACCAACCUGAAGCGGCGGCAGGUGGUUCGAGGCUUCUCUGAGCUCGUCUCUGAAUUCAAUCCAUUGACAUUUACCAGUGUGAUCGAGUGUGAGAAGCCAAACAAUGACCUGACUCGAUUUCACGGUUGCAUCAUACAUGACAAUGGAAAGAAGUCUGGGCUGUGUAAGGAAAACCUGCUGCUUCGAGGCUGCACCAUCAGAAACACGGAAGCUGUCGUGGGCAUCGUCAUCUAUGCGGGACACGAGACCAAGGCUCUGCUGAACAACAGUGGCCCCCGCUACAAGCGCAGCCAGCUGGAGAGGCAGAUGAACUGUGAUGUGCUCUGGUGUGUCCUCCUCCUCAUUUGUAUGUCUCUGUUUUCAGCGGUCGGACAUGGACUGUGGGUCCAGCGGUAUGCAGAGAAGAAAGCCUUAUUUGAAGUCCCAGAAGCUGAUGGCAGCUCCUUGCCCCCAGUCACAGCUGCAGUGUAUUCGUUUUUGACAAUGAUCAUAGUUUUGCAGGUUUUGAUCCCAAUUUCCUUAUACGUUUCCAUUGAAAUCGUCAAAGUAUGCCAAGUGUACUUCAUUAACCAGGACAUAGAACUGUAUGAUGAAGAAACAGACUCGCAGCUGCAGUGUCGAGCCCUGAACAUCACAGAAGACCUGGGGCAAAUACAGUAUAUUUUCUCAGAUAAAACAGGCACCUUAACGGAGAAUAAGAUGGUGUUCCGAAGAUGCAUUGUGUCUGGUGUCGAAUAUUCACAUGAUGCAAACGCCCUGCGUCUGGCUCGGUACCAGGAGGCAGAAGAGGAGGAGGAAGAGUCUGUACCCAGGGGAGGCUCAUUGCCCCAUCGAUACAGCAUGGGGAGCUACCAGGGUAUACGAAUUCUGAACCGGAGCCACAGCACCAAGUCCCACCGACGCUCCAGCAGCCGGGCUGAGGCCAAGCGCAUGAGCACUCUGUCCGAGCACACAGCCUUCAGUAGCCCCAUGGAGAAGAACAUCACACCCGAUCCAAAGCUGCUGCAGAAGGUGAUCGAGUGUGACAGGUGCCUGGCCAAGGCUCGUCACCACGAGCACCCGCUGGCUCACCUCUCGCCGGAGCAGUUGGACAUUUUCGACUUCUUCAUUGCCCUCACUGUCUGCAACACAGUGGUGGUCACGUCCCCGGAUCAGCCCCGCCAGAAGGUGAGGGUGAGAUUUGAGAUGAAGUCUCCGGUCAAGACGAUAGAAGAAUUCCUUCGGAGAUUCACGCCCAGCCGCCUGACCUCAGGCUGCACCAGCAUCGGGAACCUGGCCCCCAACAAGUCAGCCAACAAGUCGGGGUCCACCUUCCUGCCGGCCCUGACCAACGACAGCACGCUGUUCAGGCUGGACGAGCCGCUGGGCCGGUCCCCCUUGGCCAUCAACAGCAAUGGCUAUAGCAACGGGGCGCCCGACAGGUGGGUCCCUGAGAAUCCGGGCCUGGAGCGCGAGCCGGAGCCCCAAGCCGAGCCAGAGCCGGAGCCCGAGCCCGAGCCGGAGCCCGAGCCCGAGCCGGAGCCCGAGCCAGAGCCCCAAGCUGAGCCCGAGCCUGAGCCCAGGCCCCAGCGGGAGAGCGAGCGGGAGCUGCGCUAUGAGGCCGAGAGCCCGGACGAGGCAGCCCUGGUGUACGCGGCCCGCGCCUACAGGUGCACGCUGGUGGACCGGCUGCCGGACCAGGUGUCUGUAGAGCUGCCCCAGCUGGGCACACUCACCUUCGAGGUCCUGCACACGCUGGGUUUCGACUCCAUCCGCAAGAGGAUGUCGGUGGUCAUCCGGCACCCGCUCACCGACGACAUCUGUGUCUACACCAAGGGCGCUGACUCCAUGGUCAUGGACCUGCUGCUGCCCUGCUCUUCAGAUGACCCCAGAGGCAGGCAUCAUAAAAAGAUCCGAAGGAAAACUCAGCAUUACCUCAACCAUUAUGCAGUGGAAGGCCUGCGGACCCUGUGCAUCGCUAAGAGGGUUCUAAGUAAGGAAGAGUAUGCCGGCUGGCUGCAGGGCCACUUAGAAGCGGAAUCAUCUCUGGAGAACCGAGAGGAGUUGCUCUUCCAGUCUGCCACCCGCCUGGAGACCAACCUGCAUCUACUGGGUGCCACUGGGAUUGAAGAUCGCCUGCAGGAUGGAGUCCCUGAAACCAUCGCCAAGUUGCAUCAGGCAGGUCUGCAGAUUUGGGUUCUCACAGGUGACAAACAGGAAACCGCCAUUAACAUUGCAUACGCCUGUAAGCUGCUGGACCAUGAUGAGGAAGUCAUCACCCUGAAUGCAGAAUCCCAGGAGGCCUGUGCAGCCCUGCUGGACCAAACCAUCAACUAUGUGCAGUCAAAGAACCCUAGCAGUUCUCUCGAAAGGACCGAGACCAGCCUGAGCGUGGCUUUCUCCUCUCUCUGUUCCCCCUUGGCAUCCUCUACCUCCCACCCCAGUCCCAGCCUCGUUAUUGAUGGGAGAAGUCUGGCUUUUGCCCUGGAGAAGACCCUGGAGGACAAGUUUCUCUUCCUCGCCAAGCAGUGCCGGUCAGUCCUGUGCUGCCGCUCCACCCCCCUGCAGAAGAGCAUGGUGGUGAAGCUGAUCAGAAGCAAGCUCAAUGCCAUGACCCUAGCCAUAGGAGACGGAGCCAAUGAUGUCAGCAUGAUCCAGGUGGCAGACGUGGGUGUGGGAAUCUCGGGCCAGGAGGGCAUGCAGGCAGUGAUGGCCAGUGACUUUGCGGUACCGAGAUUCCGCUACCUCGAGAGGCUCCUGAUCGUGCACGGACACUGGUGCUAUUCCCGACUCGCCAACAUGGUGCUCUACUUCUUCUACAAAAACACAAUGUUCGUGUGCCUCCUGUUUUGGUUCCAGUUUUACUGUGGCUUCUCUGCGUCCACCAUGAUUGACCAAUGGUAUCUGAUCUUCUUUAACCUGCUCUUCUCAUCACUUCCCCAGCUCGUGACUGGGGUGCUGGACAAGGAUGUGCCGGCCCAAGUAUUGCUGAACAAGCCACAGCUCUACAAGAGUGGCCAGAACAGGGAGGAAUAUCAACCACUCACCUUCUGGUUAAACAUGGUGGAUGCUGCUUUUCAGAGCCUGGUUUGCUUUUUCAUUCCAUACCUGGCCUACUACGACUCAGACACAGACGUCUUUACCUGGGGAACCCCGAUCACUGCCAUCGCACUCUUCACUUUCAUGCUGCACCUGGGUAUUGAAACCAAGACCUGGACCUGGCUCAACUGGACAGCUUCUGGCUUCAGUGUCCUUUUAUUUUUCACUGUGGCUCUGAUUUACAAUUCCUCCUGUGCAACGUGUUAUCCUCCAUCCAACCCUCACUGGAGUAUGCAGACACUGCUAGGAGACCCUUUGUUUUACUUGACUUGUUUCUUAGCGCCUGUCACAGCAUUGCUACCCAGACUGUUUUGUAAAGCACUACAGGGGAGCCUUUGCCCCAAUGACCUUCAGAAGGGGCGUCAGUUGGCCAAGUCUAUCACUGCCAUUGACACAUUUGUUCAGGAAGAACUGAGAACUGAGUCCUCAGAACAGAAGAAGAGAAGCACAUCGGCCUGCCCCUUUCAGGACAGCAUUGCACAGCCAGCCUGCCCCACCAAGGCCAGCGAGGAGCCUCAUGCCAUGGCCCUGAAUGUACCACUGAAGGAGGACACCCUGGUGGAGGGGCUGGGCAGACAGGCUCCAGGGUCCUCCAUGCCAGAAGAGGAGGAGGCUGUUCUGGAAGAGCAUCCAGGGAACUCCAAGAGGAAGCCUGUGAACACUGGGGGGACGGCCCCCCUGUCGUCCAUCUUCAAUCUGCCCAACUUCAGCUCCCUUAACUGGAUCUCCUCCCUUUCGCUAGUCAGUGGGCUGGGAAGUGUCUUACAGUUCUCCCGAAGUAGUUUACAGAUGGAAAAACAGGACAGUGACUUCCUCCCCAGCACCCCUCAGCCAGACCAGGAACUGCAGGCCACCGACUACUUCUAGAAGCAUCUUGCAGAAAUGACGGCGGACGGCAACAGCAGUGAUGAAAAUCUUGAAAUGCCGUAUAUAUACAUAUAUACAUGUAUGUAUAUAUGUAUAUAUAUUGCAUAGAUGUUAAUAUUAUUUAUGUUUCUGAUUUGCACAGAAGUGUUCUAGUGAGAUGUAUUUUAUAUGUUUCCAAGGAUAACAUAGGAAACAAAAGGUACCAAAAAAAAAAAAGGAAAGUAUAUUUUUUGAAAAUUCUAAGCAGAGUCUAUUGAAAAGAAAAAAACAGAAAGAAAUGAGCUUUAACGUCUAUAAAAGUUUAAAGAAAAGCAACACUUAAAUAAAUUUGUUUAGAUUUAUUUUUUCAUCUCAUAAGAAAAUACAGUUUUGGUUUUCUUCAA
Erinaceus europaeus (western European hedgehog) is the source of this 5087-nucleotide messenger RNA. It is a transcript of the gene ATP10A, whose product is annotated as ATPase phospholipid transporting 10A (putative). Gene Ontology annotation, cellular component: plasma membrane. Gene Ontology annotation, molecular function: ATPase-coupled intramembrane lipid carrier activity; ATP binding; magnesium ion binding. The record is from RefSeq and is a predicted model, not a curated record. The coding region runs from base 139 to 4704 and encodes 1521 amino acids. The transcript is spliced from 21 exons. Gene Ontology annotation, biological process: phospholipid translocation. Lineage: Eukaryota; Metazoa; Chordata; Mammalia; Eulipotyphla; Erinaceidae.